CUGUCCGCGGCCAUGGCAACAUCACUGGGUGACGGAAUGUGGACCAGCCGAAUGUAAACGCGCCAAUAGUAAACACUCAUGGACUUCCUUCAAUCAACAACAACAAUCAAACAAGCACCUUUGAUGAUGCUGUAAACUCAGGCUGCAUUGAAGUGCUAAAGAUCAUUCUGUUAAGAUUCCGUUCACAUCAUGAAUUUAACAGAGAUUUAUGACAAUGCUAAGAAAGGAAGAGAAUAUGCAUUAUUGGGGAACUAUGACUCAUCCAUGGUUUACUAUCAAGGUGUUAUACAACAGAUUCAUAAGCACUGCCAGUCCCUCAGAGAUCCUGCCCUCAAAGUCAAAUGGCAGCAAGUUCGGCAGGAGCUGGCAGAGGAAUAUGAGCAGGUGAAACGUAUCGUAAACACCCUGGAGAGUUUUAAGUUGGACAAAUCGGUUGAUUUCCCCAACCCUCAGCCUGAAGAGAGCCCAAGGGACCCUGAUGUCUGGCCUCCCCCGACCCCAGCUGAGCACAGAGCACCUGCCCAGAUGAAGAAGCCAAUCCCUUUCUCAAAACCCCAGAGGAAAGAGUCACCUGGAAUGCAGCAUCGUGGGCCUGUGGGGAGGGGUCAGCCAAACGUCAAAUCAGAUAGGCCGAACACCCGUGAUGGACGUGGAAAUAAAGCUAAAGAUGAAAAAAGUAAGAAGAAUGCCCAAGAAGGUGCUGGUGCUGGUGAUGGGGAACAGAGGAAGUUUGAUGGCACAGGCUAUGACGUUGAUCUGGUGGAUGCACUGGAGAGGGAUAUUGUGUUUAGGAAUCCCAAUAUUCACUGGGAUGACAUAGCGGAUUUGGAAGAUGCCAAGAAGCUGCUGAGAGAGGCUGUGGUCCUGCCCAUGUGGAUGCCAGACUUCUUCAAGGGGAUCCGCCGCCCAUGGAAGGGGGUGCUGAUGGUGGGGCCUCCAGGCACAGGUAAGACCAUGUUGGCCAAAGCCGUUGCCACAGAAUGUGGCACAACCUUCUUCAAUGUGUCGUCCUCCACACUCACCUCAAAGUACAGAGGAGAGUCAGAGAAACUAGUGCGGCUGCUCUUUGAAAUGGCUCGUUUUUAUGCCCCCACAACAAUAUUUAUUGAUGAGAUUGACUCUGUUUGUGGGAGGCGGGGCACAUCAGAUGAACAUGAAGCCAGUCGCAGAGUGAAAUCAGAAUUACUGGUGCAGAUGGACGGAGUAGGAGGUGCUCAAGAGAGUGACGAUCCCUCUAAAAUGGUAAUGGUCCUGGCUGCCACCAACUUACCCUGGGACAUCGAUGAGGCUCUAAGGAGAAGACUGGAAAAGAGAAUCUACAUUCCACUACCCACUGCUAUAGGACGGGCAGAACUGUUAAAGAUCAACCUAAGGGAAGUUGACGUGGCUCCUGAUGUUGAUCUCACCCUCAUUGCUGAAAAAAUCGAGGGUUAUUCAGGAGCUGACAUCACCAACGUCUGCAGAGAUGCAUCAAUGAUGGCGAUGAGACGGAGGAUCCAGGGCCUCACUCCAGAAGAGAUCAGGGCUCUUUCUAAAGAUGAGCUGCAGAUGCCAGUCACAAUGGAGGACUUUGAGCUUGCACUCAAAAAGAUCUCAAAAUCCGUCUCUGCAGCUGACCUGGAGAAAUACGAGUCCUGGAUGUCUGAGUUUGGAUCUGUUUGAAGAGAAACAACACUAUGUGAAUGUAGAAAAAUUCACAAUUAAAAUGCUACACUGUGAACCGAUACUUGAAAAUUACAUGGAUUUAUAUCUCAAGACAUUUGAAUAUAUAAAGAUGCUACUAAAAAACUGUUGUCAAACCAGUGUCCUGGACCAAGAAGCAGAGUCGCACCUUGAAAUGUCAAAAAUGCACUACCUGUCUGGCACCAUUCACUGGUUUCUGUCUGUGGUAUGACACUGAGUCAAAUUUAUUUGUUAUUUCUACAGCUCGGUUUCAAGUUAUUUCUAAUUUGGUUUACUGUUAACACAAAUGGAAUGAGUUGCUAAUGACAUAUUUUAACUUUUGAGAGUCAGAGCUGUGAAAACGAUACUUGACCAGGGAGAACAGCAUUAUCCUGGCAUUGUACUGUAUGUUUUUUAAUGUUGGAUAGUGUGUAGAGACUCAUAUUCUGUGUUGUUUUAUCCGUUUUACCUAUGAUAUUGCAUGACAUUUAUAGUCAUCAUAAUAAAAUAAACAUUCAUUCUCUUCCUGUUCAAUGUUGUUGUGUAUGGCCAGAAACCUGAAGGUUAAGUCAAUAUGAAAGGGCGUUCACAAUCUAUUUUACUUCUGUAAUAUGUCAGAAUGAAACCGAGUAAUGAGGGAAAACUUAGAGGAGGACUUUAUGUAUUGGGAUUUGAUUGGAUAAUGAAAUGUGGGUGUUACAUACCAGGAUGGUGCCAGGUGGUUGGAAGGAAGGAGUUGAAAAAUAAGAGGGCAUGGAGACAUCAGCCGAUAAGGAAAGUAGUUUCAGAGGUGGAACAAAUUAUUACAGUGUCAACUGAACCAGUUAUUAAUAUAGUGACCAGAUCUGGAAACAUGAUGUUUAAUGUAGUUGUUCUCUUGUUCUGUACAAUGACAGAAAAGUGUGACUCAGUCUUCAGGGGGAGAAUGGAGAGGAAGUAUGACUCUGAUAUUGUGGGUUCUGUACUGUGAGUGUGGGCUGUGUGUGGAGUUGGCCUUUAAAAGCCAUGCUUAGCGAUUUAUCUUUUUCUGAACAUCUAGUUCUGAGUUAAUACAGCUACUGUCACAAUGAGUUGUCAGCCUAAAGGAAGAAGUCGGUGCAUGAUUGUUUCAAAAUUAUUAACUCUCAAAAUUUCAUCAAAAGUUAGCAUCAUUCAUCACAGCAUGAAAAAAGUGUGAACAUCUUUCUAAUGCUCGAAAUACCCCUCAUCCAUCUACUUAGACUGAGAGUAUAUUGUCUUGUUAUGAUCACAUUAUUUAUCAAACCGUACACUUAAGAGUCUGUGUGAACCCAGAUGGAUGUGGCACAGUGAGUGUAACCAAAGAGAGUGUGAAUGAAUCAUAUACAUGGACAACAGUCCGGCCGGCUGACAAGAAGGCCUGUGAUGGCAUGACGUGGGACUGAAGUAGAAAUCAGGGAGAUUGGGAAGGACUUGUCCUCUUUCGUGGCUCUUUAAAGGUAAAACUACACAACUCAGAUGCUCAUGAGUGUUUAUUUCAACUGAGCAUGUUGUUCAUGUAAAAAAUUACAUUUGAUCCAAAAAUAAAACAAUGCACUUCAAAAAUUUAAUAAACGGAGGAUUCAUAUUCUCAGCAUAUCUCAUCAGGACCUUAAUUAUAUUAGGCUGAUAGUCACGAAACCAGCCAAGAAGAUGACUGGCUCAUAAUUCAGCAAAAU
Molecule: messenger RNA, 3338 nt
Organism: Xyrauchen texanus (razorback sucker)
Lineage: Eukaryota; Metazoa; Chordata; Actinopteri; Cypriniformes; Catostomidae
Gene: katnal1
Product: katanin p60 subunit A-like 1
Exons: 11
Coding region: 190-1662 (490 amino acids)
Biological process (GO): microtubule severing
Cellular component (GO): microtubule cytoskeleton; microtubule
Molecular function (GO): microtubule severing ATPase activity; ATP binding; ATP hydrolysis activity
Source: RefSeq, a predicted model, not a curated record